Molecule: messenger RNA, 540 nt
Organism: Stereum hirsutum FP-91666 SS1
Lineage: Eukaryota; Fungi; Basidiomycota; Agaricomycetes; Russulales; Stereaceae
Exons: 3
Coding region: 1-540 (179 amino acids)
Source: RefSeq, a predicted model, not a curated record
AUGCCUGGACGGCGACUCCAUGCUUCCUCUAUCUCCCUUGCUGUGCUCUCCAAUCCAGCUCUUCUGCUUUGUAGGCGCUCACACACCGAUAGGACUCAGGAUGGAGUACCGAAGGCUUGGUCACUCCAAAGCAGUGUUUGCGACCUUGUUCCUGUCACCGACAACUCAGUGGCAGACUCGUCAGCAAGUGCUGUGGCCGAGCUGACCUACAGGAUUCAGACACGUUCCCAGGCCCGCCGCAGGGAAGCACAGGGGAGCUCUCAGGCUGGUUCUAUAACCCAGCAAUCUACAACCCCCCGCCCCCCUAGCUAUGGCGGCUCUUUUGUCAAUCUCGAGUUCCGCAUUGUAGUUCGACCCGCCCGUGCCACUAUGUUCGAAUUUGAUCCUCGCGACCUCCACGGGUCGACCCAGCAGUUCAACCGUGUCACCCGUGCGUGUGCAUUUAUAUCUUCGAAGUACAUUCAUGAUGCAUUUUUGGAGGCCCAGAAAGGGCCAGGUGUCGAGAGAGGGCUUUCAGGGACAGGAGCUGACACAGAAUGA